Messenger RNA from Drosophila willistoni, 3760 nucleotides. It is a transcript of the gene foi, whose product is annotated as zinc transporter foi. NCBI's taxonomy places the organism in Eukaryota, Metazoa, Arthropoda, Insecta, Diptera, Drosophilidae. Gene Ontology annotation, cellular component: membrane. Gene Ontology annotation, molecular function: zinc ion transmembrane transporter activity. The coding region runs from base 731 to 2941 and encodes 736 amino acids. The record is from RefSeq and is a predicted model, not a curated record. Gene Ontology annotation, biological process: zinc ion import across plasma membrane; intracellular zinc ion homeostasis. The transcript is spliced from 6 exons.
CGAUAGUUGGCUAUUUUGUUGCGGAUUUAUGGUUGGCGGUGCGGUGCAGUAAAAUCGGCAUUUAAUUAUAAAAAUAUUGUGUUCUUUGAAAUGUUUAACUAUUGAACAACGGCUACUUGCAUAAUUGUGUAAAUGUGUUAAAUUAGAGCGGAUCUCUAAUCACUGUGCAAUCUGUAUUUUGGAUAGAACUGAAACGAAUUUUUUACCGCUGCCGCUGCUGCUGCUACUGCCGCCGCCGCCGCCGUUCAAUUGAAUCGACAUUUCUGUUAUCUUUGUGAAUUAAUGCAAUACCUACAUUGUCCUCGCUCUCCUCCCACCAGGCAAUCAUUUAAAGUUGAAUCGUAAAUAAAAACAUCGGUAGCACAUUAUUCUAUCAACAACUAAGAUUAAGAUUUUGCGCUGAGCGCAAUCCCAACACAAACACACACACACACACUAACACAUAUAUUUGGAAUUGAUAUACAAAGGCAAAGGGACUGAGAAGUUUGAAAUAUUCCAAUUAAGAUCGUGAAUUGACAUAUAUACACACAUAUAUAUCUACACACAUACAUAUAUAUAUUUGUAUUGAUAUAUAUAUAAUGAUCAAGGUAGAUUACAUUAUUCUGUGAAAACGUAAUCGUAACCUGGAUACGGAUACCAAUUAUUUUAGUUCUAAGUGAAACAAAGUGACCGGCAGAAAGAGAGGAAAAAAAGGAGUUAGAGAGAGAAAGAGUGAGAGUGAGAGCGAGAAAUGGCGCGUCACAUAGUGGCUGUUUGUGUGGUUUGCCUAUUGUGCGCCCAUCGGCUACAUUGCCAGGAUCAUUUCGAGGAUCUCUUUAAUAAUGGCAUGAUCGUACAUACAAGCGAAUCGCUUAAAGAUCGCAUCCCAAGCAUCAGGAGCAGCCGCAGCAGCAGCAGUUCAAGUCCCUCCAGUGAAACCACCGACGAAAGAAGGCAGCAAUUAGCUGGCGAAGAUACCCAAAACUACAGCACAAGCCCGCCAUCCAAAAGAAGCAAACGACAUGCUGGCGGUCACGGCGAUAAUGCUGAUCAUAAUUUGCCAGAGAUAACGAAACACUUCCUGCAUCAAUUAAUGUCGGAGAAUGUCAUGAAUGCCAGCAGCUUCCACAAUCUCUUGCAGCAGCUCAAUCUUCAGUCAUUGGCCAGUGGGAGUAGUAGCAAUAAUGGCACCUGCGUGGCCGUCAGUCGGCUGGUCCAUCAUGUUCAGCCACAUGAUCUCACACAUCACCACGAUCAUGAUAAUGAUGAUGAUGAUGGUUAUGAUAAUGAUGCAAUGAUGAUGAUAGGGGAACACAAGGUGUCCAGCAAUUGUACCUUAGCGGAUAAUGCCACCAAUCCAUCCACCAAUCUGCCCUGCAUUCACAGCUCUUCAGCUUCAAGCAUGGAGGAGCAUAAUCCAAACUUUACGCUCAGUCGGAUAGAUAUGCUUAAUUUAUGCCCAAUCCUGCUCUAUGAAAUGACAACACCCGAUGGCGGUUGCAUCGAUACGAGUGUUCUGGAUCAGAUAAAUGCCAACGAGAUUGCCCGUGAGAAGGGUGAAAUGUUUUAUGUUUGGAUCUACUCCUUCAUUUCGGUAUUCGCCUGUGGCUUUCUUGGUCUUGUGGGCGUUGCAAUUAUUCCAUUUAUGGGUUCUCGCUAUUACAAGCACAUUAUCCAAUAUCUUGUCUCUUUGGCUGUGGGCACAAUGACAGGAGAUGCUCUACUUCAUUUGUUGCCGCAUUCGCUGGCCAAUCAGGAUGAGCGCGGCAUGAUCAUGAAGGGUUUGGGCUGUUUGAGUGGCAUUAUCUUCUUUUAUGUCACCGAACAUGCCCUGACCAUGAUUUCGGAGUGGCGCAAAAGCGUGGAAAAGAAGGAGACAAAGAAACCAUCGCGAGCCAAGGUGAUGCGUGAUCCCGAUUCCUCGGUGAACAACUCAGUGGCUGGGGAUAAGAUGUGCAAACAGAAAUACAGUUCAUAUCCUUAUUGUUAUGACGAGAUCACCAUGAACAACAAGCAGAACGAAUGGAUGCAUUUGCCUGGUGAUCUGCCUGUGUCUCCGGCAGCUGGCGCUGGUGGAGAUGCUAGCUCAGCUGAGGCCCGCAAUGGAGGAGUCGGUGAUCAUGAUGGCUCCAAUGAGAUGGCUGCUGCAGCCGAAUCCCUGCUCUCCACCUUGCACACCAAUUAUGCGGAUAUCAAUCAUCAUAAUCACAAUCACAACAAUCAUCAGCAGCAUCAGUCAGAUGGUCAGCCUGGAGCCAUAAUGGAUAGUAAUACCAUAGUCACCGAUCUCGAUGGGAAUGCCGUUUAUGCGGCCAGUAGUGGGAAGGAUAAGGAUAGUAAGACCGAUCAUGUCACGGUUAUUUUGCGCGAGCACGAAUCCUCGCAUCAUGGCCAUAGCCAUCGACAUGGGCAUGUCCACUCGCCGCCGGAAACGCUAAGCGCCGUGGCCUGGAUGAUCAUCAUGGGCGAUGGACUGCACAAUUUCACCGAUGGCAUGGCUAUUGGAGCCGCCUUUGCCGAGAAUAUUGCUGGUGGCUUCUCCACCUCUCUGGCUGUCUUCUGUCACGAGUUGCCCCACGAGCUGGGUGACUUUGCCAUCCUAAUAAAGGCUGGCAUGUCCGUGAGAUCGGCUGUCUACUACAAUCUGUUAACUAGCGUUCUAAGUUUCAUUGGCAUGGUUUUUGGCAUUGUAUUUGGCCAGUCGGAGGAGGUGGCCAAAUGGAUGUUUGCCGUGGCAGCGGGCCUCUUUAUUUAUAUUGCACUGGUCGAUAUGAUGCCGGAAAUAUCUGCUGCACACAAAUCGCUAGCCCAAUUCCUGCUGCAAAUACUCGGUAUGCUGAGCGGUGUGGGAAUUAUGCUUCUGAUAGCCAUCUAUGAAGGUGAUCUGAUGACCGCAUUCGCAACAGGGCCAUCCAGUGCAUCAGUGCAUCAUCAGCAUGUUCAUCAAAAAGCCUUUGGAUAAAAGAAAACAAAAAACAAAAACUAAAGAAAGUUUAAUAAACAAAGAAAGUAAUUUUAAGUAACUGCAGCGAAUCUUUUAGCGUAUUAUGUGCAUUGCAUUUUGUUUCGCCAAAGCUAUGGUUCGAUCUUUCUUUUUAAUAUUAUUAUUAUUACAUUUUUCUAAGCAUGUAAUAGUUUGUUACCUCAUCCACGGACAAGGACAUCAAUACGGAAACAGACACACACUGACACAGACAUAGACAGCAGGUGGUUGGCAAUUACAAAAACGCAUUUGUUAAAUGUUUUUGAAACACACCUAGAGAAAAUAUUCCGCAAAACAAUUUCAAAAUAGUAUAAUCUUCUGCCCAAAGGACAAAGAGGAUAUACACAUUAAGAUUGCCCGAUAAGAUAUAAACAGCAAAACCAACAACUGAUACAAGUCCGUCCGUAUUUACAGCAUAAACUUACUAGAUAGAGAGAGAGAGGGAGCAGUUUAAAUAUAAACUGCUUAUUAAAAACUCUAUAAAAGAUUUGUGUUUGAUUCACAUUUUUUCUUCUCUCGGUCGGUAAUCCGACUUAUCGUACGAAAUAUUUUCUUUGCUUUUGUUCCUAAACUCAACGAUAAUUUGCGAUCGAAUUGAUUUACACACACACACACCCACACCCACACAUAAUAAGUGUAAGAAACCUUAAAUGUUUAUAAAUUAGAAAGUGAUUUUGAAGUUUAAAGUGAAGAAGAAGAAAGAAAAACAAUAAUGGAAACAUGAUCAUGCUCGAUAUUGAUAGCAUGAGAAACACUAUAUCUUAAGUCUUGUCUUAUACACUGAAAAAAAAAAACACA